Messenger RNA from Paraphaeosphaeria sporulosa, 453 nucleotides. RefSeq lists its product as uncharacterized. The coding region runs from base 1 to 453 and encodes 150 amino acids. Lineage: Eukaryota; Fungi; Ascomycota; Dothideomycetes; Pleosporales; Didymosphaeriaceae. The record is from RefSeq and is a predicted model, not a curated record. The transcript has 5 exons.
AUGUCCAUACCGAAAAUACAGUCGAAGGAGGCCGACGAGAGCCAGGGCGUGUUCGCUGUCACCUCAACGCCUGUCAAGUCAUCUAACUCACUGACGGGCAAGAGCGACAACUCUCCCACUGCAGGGAGCGGCUCUGGAGCCCCUCGGCCCAAGAAGCUCCCACCGCUCUACACGGCGGCGCUGCCCGCGAAGGACCCCAAUCAGCGGGAACCCGGCGUUCUACCGAUAGAAAAGGUCACAAAGAGGCUGCGCCAUUCCAAUCGCGUUCUCCACAUCGAAAACGCUGCCAAGGUCAAGAUGGGCUACCAAGGUCAAGAUGGGCUGGGAAGGAAUUAUUUGUACCUGCAUGGCCGCAGCAUGGACGUACCAAAGGCCGUCCACGAGUGGCUCUGCAGCGACCCUGCGGCCGAGGAGAUGAUGUUCGAUGCAUCAAUCUUUGAGCCGCUCGACUGA